This is a messenger RNA of Gigantopelta aegis, 2577 nucleotides long. RefSeq names its product translation initiation factor eIF-2B subunit gamma-like. NCBI's taxonomy places the organism in Eukaryota, Metazoa, Mollusca, Gastropoda, Neomphalida, Peltospiridae. The transcript has 12 exons. Gene Ontology annotation, biological process: biosynthetic process; cytoplasmic translational initiation. Gene Ontology annotation, molecular function: guanyl-nucleotide exchange factor activity; translation initiation factor activity. Gene Ontology annotation, cellular component: guanyl-nucleotide exchange factor complex; eukaryotic translation initiation factor 2B complex. Bases 260 to 1630 code for a protein of 456 amino acids. The record is from RefSeq and is a predicted model, not a curated record.
GAAUAUACUGUUUUUCAAUAAUUGUAUACGCUCGUUUUAACAAAUUACAACAGCCUUUAUUUAAACAGUGGUCCAGUCAAUAUAAUGUGCCUUAUUUCGUCAGAACAGCAAACAUAUUUUUCUUUUUAUUAGUAUAUGAACAUGUGGAGAACCUUCUGAAACAACAGUGUCCUUAAAUAUAGUGUAAAAUUGUGAAUGCAGCACAAGAUCUGUUUGUGAGGUGACAUUUUUGUAGUAAACUCUAAGUUGUUGUAAAACCAUGGAGUUUCAAGCCGUUGUCAUGGCAGCGGGCACUGGCUCCAGAAUGACUGACCUGACUUCUCGAUGUCCGAAAGCCUUGCUUCCAGUUGGCAACUAUCCCCUUUUGUGGUAUCCAGUCAAUGCAUUGGAAAGGGCUGGUUUUGAAGAGGUUAUAGUGGUGGUGUUGGAGUCAUUUGUCGGAGAGGCACAGAGACUGUUGUGUGAAGUGUGUGAUGUUAAAAUUAAGAUUGAUUUUGUGUGCAUACCAGACAGUGACUACCUCGGUACUGCUGAUUCGCUACGUUCAAUAAAGGACAAAAUUAAGACGGAUGUUCUUGUUGUCAGCUGUGAUUUGAUAUCCGAUAUCAGUCUGCACCAAGUUGCUAAUAUUCACCGUGCUUAUGAUUCCUCCAUCACCAUGUUGUUAUCUCCCCUUCCUGAACAGUAUGCUGAUGUGCCUGCUCCGGGAGUGAAGUCCAGAAAGAAAGCAGAGCGAGAUUUUAUUGGUUUUGAUGAAAGUGGGAAGAGAGUUUUGUUUCUCACCUCAGAGGCAGAUUUGGAGGAGUACAUAACUUUCAAGAAAUCUCUCUUAAAAAAACAUCCUUAUAUUAACAUCAGAUCAAGAAUAACAGACUGUCAUCUUUACUUUAUGAAGAAAUGGGUUGUUAAUUUUGUUGCUGAAAACAAAAAAAUUUCCACAAUCAAAGGUGAAUUAAUCCCAUAUUUAGUGAAGAAACAGUUUUCCAAAUCAAAACCACUGGAAGUUCCGCAGCCUGAUGUUUCAUUAGCUUCCAUGGAUACAAAGUCAGAUAUCCACAGUUUUACUAGUGAAGAUCAGCUGACACGCAUGGUCCGGGACCUUUCAACAUGGAUAGACCAUGAAGGAGACAUGGAAGAAUGUUUCCAUGGUGACAACAUCCGGUGCUAUGCAUAUAUACAAGAAGAAGGUUUCUGUGUUCGUGUAAAUACACUUGGAACAUAUUGUGAAGCAAACAGACAGAUACCAAGGCUUCUGGGUACUCUAGCACCUAACAAAGAGAUUAACAACAUUCACCCCUCCACAACAAUCAAAGAAAAGUCACAGAUAGGCAGUGACUGCCUUGUUAGUGAAGGAGUGUCAAUUGGAGAGCGUGUGUCUGUGAAAAGAUCAGUGAUUGGCCGCCACUGUAGUUUAGGGGACAAGGUCAAGGUUGCCAAUUCUGUUAUAAUGGACCAUGUUUCUAUCCUUGAAGGAUCGACGAUCACUGGCAGCAUAGUGUGUGAUAGAGCAACCAUUUGUGAGAAGUGUGAACUGAAGGAUUGUAUUGUUGGGCAUUCAAAAACUAUUAUUGCUAUGGGUAAAUUUACAAAUGAAGCUAUAAUUGAUGUUGACAAGAUGAUGGAAAUUUGAAAAACGUAUGUAGUGUGCUGGAAACAAAAGUUCUUUCAGGACACAACAAUUUAAAAACUGGUCACCUGUGUUACAUUCAUUAAGAGGUGCUGCUGUGGGAAUAUAUUGCCAUACAAUCCAAUAAGACAGAACAACUGACAUGGUUAGCUGAACUGCCAAUAACAAAACUAAAAUGCAAUAUCAUGACCAUACUUUACCCACCUAUCUUGGCACUAAAAUCACCGUAAGUACCUAACUACGUUGUAGUUAAGGUGUUUUAGUGCUACAGUCACUCUGUUAAAUUUUGGCCUUGGGGCCUAAUUCACUAACCGCUCACAACUUUGCAGUCUCACAGUUCAAUGCAAAAAGAAAUGCAAGAACAAUGCGAUAUUGAUUAAUAGAGCCUUGUGAAUUAGGCCCAUGGACUAAAGAAUGGACCUGUUUUUAAGAAGUGUUGCACUAACAUGAGGAGUGACUGUUUUUAUGUCAGCAUUUCAAACCAUUGGUUUAAAGAGGAAUGAUCAAUCUUGCACUCAUUGAAAGUGAUUAUUUUAAUGUCUGGUCACAAAUCACUUGUCUCAUGAAUAAAUGAUCUGUCACAGAACAGUAGUCUAUAGCAAACAAACAAAUGAAUAAACAGAAAUAUUUAUGAUUGUUGGAAAUAUGUUUUGGUAGCAAAAGAAUAAGAAUGAAAUACAAUACCAAACUUGCUUAUAUCUGCCUCAAUUGAGCUCCCACCUGUGUUGAAAGGCUAGUUUUGCAGCAUCCUGCCUUAGAUGACCAUUUAACAUAUAUUUAUGUCAUUGGGACUGCUUCCUCGUUUUUCAUAUAUGGUGAAAAAGCUAUGGUGGGGUACUGUUUACUGUAAAUGUGAUUUCAUUUUUUAAAUAAAACAGUUUACGUAUUUAAAAAUAGGUUUUUGGUGUAUUUAUAACAAAAACUUAAAUAAAUUGAAAAUGUCAUCCAUG